This is a messenger RNA of Staurois parvus, 1614 nucleotides long. The record is from the annotation of a GenBank genome assembly. NCBI's taxonomy places the organism in Eukaryota, Metazoa, Chordata, Amphibia, Anura, Ranidae.
AUGUUCAACGUUCGCUUUUCAAAUGCCAUCACAUCAGUUUUGUUGGACACCAAUGAGCAGACUUGGGAGACAGUACAAGAAAAACCUGAGUCUGAGCUAGCCAUACAUUUAAAACAUCGAGUCCUGUUCCUGGAUUCAUCUCAGCAGAAGCAUAAGAAGAUACCUGGUCAGGUUCUUGAUCUGGAAGAUCUUGAAGAACUGCACUUGGAAAAGAACCAAAUUGAAAUGAUCCCUAAGGAAAUCUACAAUUUUCAUAAUAUAAAAGUCCUUUACUUGAAUAACAAUUACAUUACUCAGAUUUGUGAUGAGCUGGGAGAGCUAAAAAAGCUAGAAAGCUUAGACCUUAGUGAUAACCCACUUGGCUGGAGAUCUCUGGAAAUCAUAAGUAGACUGCAUCAGCUUCGCGAGUUAAGACUGUAUAAUAUAAACCUCAAUGAAUUUCCAGUUCUGAUCUGCAAAAGACUCCAUCAUUUGCACCUACUGGGGCUCUCCAACAACAGACUUAAAUCUCUUCCAUCAGAGGUAGUUAAUUUAACACAACUUAAAGAAAUAUAUUUACGGAAUAAUAAAUUUGAUUUGUUUCCGAAACAAAUCUGUCUACUCCAACACCUAGAAAUUAUUGACCUUGAGGAAAAUAGACUGACAUCUAUACCUGAAGAAAUUAGCUCUUUAUCUAAUCUUAUUAAGCUGUUUAUCAGUGCAAAUAAUUUGUCCUUCAUUCCAAAGGCUCUCCAUUGCUGCACAAAGUUGGCAGUUCUGGAUGCUUCUGGCAAUCACCUUCAAAAGCUUCCUCAUUCACUUAAAGAAUUAGGAGACCUAAACGAACUUGGACUGUCAAAUAAUGGCUUGAAAAUCUUACCAUCUACAAUAACCAAGUUACAUUCUGUCUGUGUCCUCUAUCUGAAAAAUACAGGAUUGUCAAUGUUAAAUGCUAAUUUUACGAUGCUGGAAUUUCUCAAGAUACUAGACCUUAGUCAAAACUUUUUUACUGAAUUCCCUACUGUAAUCUGUGCUCUCAAGCAACUUCAAGUGCUUUCACUAGAUGACAACUUAAUGAGCUCGAUUUCACCACAAAUAAAAUCACUACAAAACCUGAAGCACUUGGGAAUAACCGGAAACAGGUUUCCUGCUUUCCCAGAGGAGAUCUUCUCCCUGGAAUCUUUGGAAAAACUGUACAUUGGACAGGAUCAUGGCACUUCACUUACGAACUUACCAGACAACAUAUGGAUGCUCACGAAUCUCAGAGAGUUGUACAUUGAAAACAACAGUUUGGAAUGUCUUCCAUCCACACUGAACCAGCUGCAGAACCUCAAAGUUCUGGAUUGUCACAGUAACCAUCUAAAUCAUCUACCAGAUUCAGUCUGCAAAAUCCAUGGGUUGCAAAAAUUGGUUCUUUACAACAACUCGCUGUCUACUCUACCAGACAAUCUAGACAUGGUACACACACUUGACCUGCUUUUACUGGAUGGGAAUCCUAUGACUGACCCACCAGUGGAGGUAUGCAACCAGGGAAAAGCUGCCGUGUGGGAAUACCUUAAAGAAAAGAGGCGCAAAAUGCAGAUGGCAACAAAGGUAACAACUUCACAUGACAUUUUGCUGUUUAUACAAUACUGA